AUGGGCUGCAACAGUUCGACUGCAACCGUUGAAAACUGUCAAAUGGAACCUAUCGAUACUGAUCAGGAAACUUCGACAUCAUUAUCAAAAACUCAAAAAAGUGCUGAUGUUACAUCAAAUGCAUGGGAAAUACAAGCUUUAAAUAGUCACAAUGAAUUUCGAGCUCGUCACGGUGUACCUCCGCUGGUACUCAAAGAUGAAAUCACGCGCAAAGCUCAGGCUUACGCACAAUAUUUGACAGAAAAUAAUCUAUUCGAACACAGUACAAAUCGUGAUAAUCUUGGUGAAAACUUAUAUACAAUGAGUAGUUCGGAGCCGUUGACAAAUAAAUCUCUUGGUAUGGAUGCUACUCAAUCUUGGUAUGAUGAAAUCAAAAGUUAUGAUUUCAAUAAUCCAGGCUUUUCGAUGGAAACUGGUCAUUUCACUCAGGUCAUCUGGAAGAAUACGAGCAGUUUGGGUGUAGGAGUGGCUUUUAGCGAUAAUGGUAGACGAGUAGUUGUUGUUGCUCAAUAUGGUCCAGCCGGUAAUGUCAUGGGACAGUUCCCGGAAAACGUUCCACCUCCACAAUAA
Molecule: messenger RNA, 570 nt
Organism: Rotaria sp. Silwood1
Lineage: Eukaryota; Metazoa; Rotifera; Eurotatoria; Philodinida; Philodinidae
Source: the annotation of a GenBank genome assembly